Molecule: messenger RNA, 5523 nt
Organism: Protopterus annectens (West African lungfish)
Lineage: Eukaryota; Metazoa; Chordata; Ceratodontiformes; Protopteridae
Gene: EVI2B
Product: ecotropic viral integration site 2B
Exons: 2
Coding region: 234-1616 (460 amino acids)
Biological process (GO): positive regulation of neutrophil differentiation; regulation of stem cell division
Source: RefSeq, a predicted model, not a curated record
AAAAAUCAAGAAUCAGUCGUGGUGCUACAGAAUUGCAGAUGACGACAUUAACAAAUACUAAACAUGUCAUUAUACUUUUUAUUUGUAACGACCUAGAAUUUGAAAAUUCAUUAUAAAGAAAUGUGCGAUGUACCAGGACACUGUCUACAGUGCAGUUAAACAAGCAGAAUAUUUUUUUUUUUAAUAAGUCAAUUCAUCAUCAAACGGAAAAUAUAUACUUAUCUUAAUGAAAAAUGAUCCAUAACAAGAUGAUGCUGCAAAACCUCUACAGUACUAUGCUGCUACUUUCAUGUGGAAAAAUACUGGGAGAAAUGACUAGUGAAGAAACUACUUCCACUCAAGCCUUACUCACCAGUGUUAAAGCCCUAAACAGUACAUCCGAAGAAGACAAUCCCACAUUUACUGUUUCAACAUCUCCAAGUAACCUAAGAAAGCAAGCAGGAACUACAACUACAGACAAGCUACUGUAUGGUCAAAGCACAAACCCACACAGUACAAGUCAGUUUGAGCAGCUAAAUGAUGGAACUACAUCUCAUCAGUACUUGAGAAAUGACAUAUCUUCCUUUUCACCAGUAAGUACUGAAACAACAGUGGUAACUCAUCUCAGAAAUACAACCAUGGCUUCUCAAAAAACAGCAAAUGAUGAAGCUUCUUUAUUGCCUCAAAUGUUCUCUCAAGAAUACACAACUGAAAUGCCCUUAUCUUUGCAGCCAACUACUAACACAUCACCAGCGACACAAUCCACUACUACAGUACUGUCAUCAACACAACCAGCUAUUACAAUGACCCAGUCUUGGCAACCUACUAAAGGAAUGCUACCUUCAGAAUUACCUAAUGCAACAACAGUCCCACUAAAACCUACUGAUAAACCAAAAGCAUCAGUGCAGUCCAAUCCUUCAAGUACAACUCUGCAAACUGCAAAACAUGGAGAAAAUGUAAGGCCUACUAAAAAACCAAAACCUAAGAUCGGUUGGAUAAUGGGACUGUGCAUUGGACUGAUCUUAAUUACUACAAUAAUAAUCAUAUCUGUAAUAGGAAUUCUCAAGUGCUUAAUGAAAAAAACAGUCACAGAUCCAAACUGGGCAGGAACUUCUCCUUUUGCAGAUGGACAAAUUGAAACACGGCCAGCUGAUGAUGAAAAAGGAAACAGGCAAACAGUAAUACAGAGCACACUUGCUACAUUUCUGCCUCGCAAAUUCAGUCAUAAAAAGCCAAUGCCAGUUGAUUUCACCUUGCAGAUGCAACAAAUAACUGAAACUCCCACUAAGUUAUCUAAUGAGCACAUAGUCAUAGAUGAAAAUAAAGUGGAAACGAAAGGAGGAGAAAAAGCUGCAAAACUUACUUUGCCAAAUAAAGUAGACACCCCUUCAAUUCCUACACUAGAAGAGAAGGAACUUGUUCCAUCAGUGUUACCUCCCCCACCACCACAACCAAUCAUCCCUAUCAUUCCUGUUGCCAAAGGUGAGUCAGCUGUAAAGCCAGUGCUUUCACCCUCACAAGAACUACAAAUCUGUGAUUCAGAAACUGGUCUUCCUUCCCCGCCACCACCUCCUAUACAAGAUGCUCCAGACUUAAGCAUACUUCCACCACCACCACCACCACCAGAAGACAACUGAUUUGAACAGGAUAUAUCCUUAUUAAAUGUCAAAUUAUUCAGCAGAUCAUACCUGUAAAAGGCAAAAGUAAACAACUACAGCAAUGAAUCACCUUAACUCCCAAAUUCUAUCUUUCACAAUAGUAAUCAAGACCUAAGAAAUUUACACUUUCAUGUUUUUCUUGUUCCAAAUGGAAACCUGUUGAGCAGCAGAACAAUAGUCAUUUUGCAACAAGCAGGAAUAACGCACACACUAAAUCAUGUAAAAUUAAAGACUGGGCCAGCUCCGAUAGCAUAAAGGAGAAAACCAUUCCUACAACCCAGGCAACUAAACUGUGAUUACCGGUUUAGGUGCUUGAUGUAGCUGGCAAAGGGAGGAUAAUGAACAACAUGUUAGUGGGGUGGAGCCAAUCACCUAGUGCUGCUGAAAAUCAAAGCAGAGUGUGGGUAGGCUGAGUGAUUGGUCAGGACUUGUUGCAAGUUUGUCCUUGGGCCUGGUGGAUGCAGGACUGCUCCCAGUGUCUACAUCUCAUUGUUCAGCAAGGUUACUAAGCAUUAAGCAACACUGCCAUGUUUCCAGGGAUUGGGGUGGAGGUUCUAUCCUGUACAAAGCUCACUUCUAAGAGCAGCACAGGUGAGUCUACUGCCUGUUCCUCUCCUGCAGGAAAAACUUUGCUAGUAGCUGAGAGUCUGGCGAUCCUGGCUCAGGUGAUAUAUACCAGGUUCUCUACAGUGUUGUCAUGGACAAAAGAAGAAACAAGGCUUACAGGCAGCUGCACUGAUUCAGAUGACCGAAUUGUCCCUUGAUGAUGACACUGACAAAAAAAUUGCAUAUACACAGCCAAAGAUGUUCAAAUAGCAUCUCAGUCAGCAAGUCCUUAGGCUUUCAUUAGAACAUCCAAAUUAGAUGGCAUUUCUCUGGUAGCUUCCUGUAGGACUUGACACUUUCUAAAUUCCUUGCAAUGUCAUAUGCAUACGUAUACAUUCAGGGAGCUCUUCCUCACUACUUUAAAACCACAAUCCAAAAUAAAAGUAGCAAGUGAGAACUUAAUAACUGGCCAAAUGAUCUAAGAAACUUUUGUCCUCUUCCUAGUCAUCAAAGAUGCCAAGUACGAAAACAGACCUGCUAAUUUAAGUGCUCUCAAACAUAAGGAACUGUGUUAAAUACAGGAUGAAUUGGAUCCCACCUGGUGAAAUGAAAACUCUGCACUGCACUUAAUUUACCAUUAAUCCAAUAAAAACAACUAUAACAUCCUGAAUGAGAACUUGGUCAUACAGACCAAGACUAUUUGAUGAUGAAUAGAGUCCAGCACUUGGGACAGACUAGAAAGAAUACCUUAGGAGUGAGGUACUGAGAAUGAUUUAUUCUAGCAGAUGAUAGUUAGGGUGCCUUCUCUUCUUGAAAGCAUCUGCAAUAGCCCUUUAAACCUUUAGUAAAUAAACACAUGGAUUAAGAUAUUUCAAAGCGUAAUGUUCAUAAAUUAAAAUUUUCUGCAUCUGACAAAACUCAGAAACCAUUUGCUUGGUAGACAAAUCAAAAUGAGGCGAGAGAAAAGUCCCAAAUGUAUCAAGUACCAAACCAAUGUCUGUGUUAUAAGGAAGCCACAACUCGACAGUCAUCUACCUAAGUAUUCUGCAUACCACAAAAACCUGAGAAGGAUACUGAGGUUCUCUACUAUUCUACGACCAGAAAGAAAAAUAACAUCCAAUACAGUUAUUCUGGGGCACAUUCUCAGUAGCAACUUUCUACUAAAGUAACAGUCUUUUAAAUUAAUAUGGCUAACUAUCACAAAGGGAUGGAACUUUGGAAGGUAGCUUGGAGGAUGGAGGGAUCAAUAGCAUACCCUGGUGAGAGCUGAUGCUGCAUCCAGGCAUAUUAACAGAUGGGUCUCCACUGUUGCACAUUGAAGGCAAGUUCUCCUUAUCUGGUUGUGGUGUAAUACAGUUUCAAGCACACAGCUAAUGAAGAUGUAGAAGUGGGAUCAUCUGUUUCUGAUGGAGGGAUGCCUUACUGGUCUGCAUACAUGUCUGGUUCUGCCAAGGUUGUUUCUUUUCACAAGUUUCUCUUCUGGAACUUAUAAUUUGAUUGAUAGCAAUUCAUCAGUUCUUAACAAGGGUAAAACAAGGCUGGGAUGAAUUUUCUGUUAUGUUUCUUACUCAGUGAGGUUUUUCUUUACUUUCAUGACUUAAGAGAUCUGGGUCAGGAAAAGGACAAUGCAAUUUUUUUUGCUCAGCUAAGAUGAAAAGAAUGGCACCCUGAGACAGAUAUAUCACUGAGCAACAUGGUGUAGGUUAAUUUAAUAUACAAAAACGAACCGCACAGCAACAGCCAUUGAAAAAAAGAAUUUAUUCCUCCAGCACCUCGGCUUACUGUUGCCGAGGCGCUAGAGGAAUAAAUCAUUUUUUUCAGUGGCUGUUGCUGUGCGGUUCAUUUUUGUGGUGAAGCAAUUUCCUGGUUGGUGUGGUCAUUUCCUAAUUUAAUAUACAACUCUGGACAACAGUCAUUUCAGAGAUGGUCAUUAAGGGCUACACCAACAGAUGCAGUCAGCCAUGCCAUAACUUACAUUAGCUGAUCUUGUCAUCAUCAGGGAUUUUUCCCAGUAAAGGUCCUGUUUCCUUUAAAAAAGUAGCAAGUAUAGAACACCAAAAGCAGACAGCAGACAGGGAACAUAUCCUUUUGUUCUCAAGAGGUCCAAAUGCUAGAACACUAGAGAUAUGGAUCACUAAGAUGUCUGCAUACUUUGGUUGUUAAUGAAUUACACAGGAUACUACAGAAGCAGCAAAUGGAUGCUGGAGGUACUUUACAGCUGCCUGUAUGGUAAGACUGGAACAAUCUCUGAUGAUUAUGUAGUAUUAAGUAUUUCUUUUAGCAAUAUAUCAUGAAUACAUUUCAUUGCACUUGAGGUCUGAAAAAUCCAGAUGCUCUAGGAUUUAUCCCAUAAAAACCAACAGCCUCAUCAUCUUCUCCAAUUUUAGAAAAGCUCAUACUAGGAAAUGAAGCAGGUAUUCCUGGAAUACAAGGUCUUUAUCUACCCCAAAAUCCAGAGAUUUGCAGCAGAAAUGUGCAAUAAAAAAGGGUCACUCACUGUUAUUAGCCCCUCAUUCAGAAUAUAAUGCAUAACAAGACAGAGGAAGAGUUGUUUCCAAAAUUUUCACUAGCUAAGGCUACAGACACCAAAAUAUAAACUUUGGGUUACUCUCAAUGCCUCGGACAGGCUGCUAACAAUAUGAAAAAGGGACCUUAUCUCCCUAAAGGAUAAACUGCCAAACACUGUUAAUAUGCUUGUUUACAAUUUGCACACCAUAGUUAAAUGUCUGUUCAUGACUGUUUAGGACUACCAAAUAAUUCUAUACAUAGAGGUUGACAAAAGAAGAAAAUGGAAGUCCAUGACCCACCAAAAUUAUGAAGGCCAGUAACUUCUCUUUUGGUGGGGAAAAGCAGGGAACUGGGGCAUCACAGUGUAAAAGGGUGGCACUGUGACCACUGAUUAAGAGUACUUCAUUGUGACAGACACAACUUGAAGAAAUUAGAUAAGAAAAACAGCAACACUUUCUAUUAAAUAAAUGGACUUGCUUCAGAUGGUCAUCUUUAAAUGCUCCCUAAACAACUAGUAAUGUACUUUUUUAUUACCCGAGAAGGUAGAAGAAUUAUGCUUCAUCCACUGCCACGGUAGAGGAAUUAUGGUUCUACAGACAAUUUUCCUGAUUCCCAUACUAAAAUUCUCUGUGUUGACAUUUUCAUAAAAUGCUUGCAGAAUUUGAAAACUUCUGGUUGGUAGUCUAUGUCAAAGGGGGAAAAAAAAAAACAUACCGCAUGGCCAUCUUCUUUGCAGAUCCACUACAUUAAGAUGAUGUCCAACUAGCUGCGCAUUAACUUCAUCAGUCAAAAAAAAAAAUUGGAACCACCUCCCAAAAACUCUUAAACCUCA